This is a messenger RNA of Akanthomyces muscarius, 672 nucleotides long. RefSeq lists its product as uncharacterized. NCBI's taxonomy places the organism in Eukaryota, Fungi, Ascomycota, Sordariomycetes, Hypocreales, Cordycipitaceae. The coding region runs from base 1 to 672 and encodes 223 amino acids. The transcript is spliced from 2 exons. The record is from RefSeq and is a predicted model, not a curated record.
AUGCAACAGCCAGGAGCCAUUGCAACACCCCAGACACCAACAUUCCCCGGCAACCAGGGACCCAAUGAAGGUGUAGCAUCCAACGUGCCUCCAUUGAGCCCGGCCUCCGAAUCGCGCGAAAAGGAACGGUUCGCGCUGCUGCUCGAUAUCAACCACGAGCUGCUGUACGAAGUCAUUCUGCUACAGGGCACGCAAACGGAACUCAAGAAAGAAGCAGCAGCUGUGAAUGGUAACGCAGGGGAGCGGAAGCCAACAGAGGAAGAGACGUUGUUCCAGCAAGACUAUGUCCACUGUAUGCGCCGCCUGCAAGCGAAUCUCUCAUACAUGGCCGCGCAAGCCGAUCGCAAAGCGGAAACCAAGGCGCCACCUUAUCCCGGCUUCAUGACCGCACCGCCGUUGAAUUUGUCUCUCAGGCCUCGAGCGCAGCCAAUGGGCCCCGCUGGACCUGACCCCAAAGCCGAUCCUGUGACUGACCGCGAAGAAAGAGACAAGGCCAUCAAAGACUUGUACCGCCGUCUGCAAGCAGCCUAUCCGGGUGUCGACUUCAAGAAGGAGUCUGCUGCUCGCUUACACCACGGCCAAAAGGCUGGCAACGCGGCCGGCUUCCAAGGCAGCCCAAUCCCACAAAAGACACCUCAGAUACCGAAUGCUCCACCGCCACAGGUGAGCUAG